This is a messenger RNA of Blepharisma stoltei, 435 nucleotides long. The record is from the annotation of a GenBank genome assembly. Lineage: Eukaryota; Ciliophora; Heterotrichea; Heterotrichida; Blepharismidae.
AUGGGAAUCAAAGACAAACAUCAGAAAAUUUAUGCAGAAGCCAAACCUAAGGGAAGCUUCAGAGAGCAAAUAAAUGAUGAACUAAAUGGGAGAUAUAAAACUGAGCUAUGCAAGAAUUGGAUAGAAGGGAAAUGCAACUUUGGAGAAUUUUGCAAUUUCGCUCACGGGGAAUGUGAACUUACAACAGUUAAUAAAAGCGUUUGUAAGCAAUUUCAGAAUUAUGGAUAUUGCUUAAAAGGAAGCAAUUGCUUAUAUUGUGAAAUACACUAUGUAGCACGGAGCUUUUUUGGCUCAAGUUUCCGGCCAAAAAAGCCCCGUGCUAUACAGUGUAUUUCACUAUAUAUCCAUAUAGAAAGAGUUAAGGGAGAGUAUGAGAUGAUAAAUGAUAUAAAUCGAAGAAGGGCAUUAAUUUUCAAUUCGAUCAAUUGGGAAUAG